AAACUGUAAUUUUGCCGUAAGGAGGCUUAGAGUCAAUCCGAGUUUAUGUGUGAUCGAAUUGCUGCACUUACUGUUUGCUUAAAACGUAAUUUGUGACUUUCUCUCAAAGAUACUUCCUUUCUGAUUUCCUUGUGGUGACGUUUGUUUUCAAACUCUGCAGACAGGAUCUAACCGGGCAGUUCGCCAUGCCAAUAGCUGGAGCAGGUUUGGAGUCCCACAAUUGUACGAGGUGGAGAAUUUUUAGUAUAAUCGAGGAAUCGUUUAUCAGGAGUCCAGCAAGUAGAAGUAUGGGAACAGAGUAAGAACUCUUGGAAUUUUUAUACAUUUCGGAUAAAGGUGUAUGUAGUAAGGUGAACUUGAGAUACCUCGAUCAGUAGAAAAAGCGCCCAGCGCAAGGAUCACAGUAGAGGAUUUCAAACUUCGGGCAAACAUGCCGGCGGGAUCUGAAGUACCUUUGUGUGAAGCGGCAGCGGAAGGAAGGGUAUCUGAUGUGGAAGAGUUACUGAAAGCAGGUGCAGAUGUCUGUGAGCACGAUUCAACUGGGAUAUCUCCUCUCAUGCACGCUGCCAAGAAUGGGCACGCGUUGGUUGUGAGCAGGCUGCUUGAAGCAGGAGCUCCUUGGAACGCAGUCGAUAAGGCAGGAAGAUGCGCUGGUGACUAUGCCGCGGAUAAUGCUCAUCAAGAUGCUUUUGAUGUUCUUCUCAAUGCAGGUAUUACAGCUGAGUUGAUUCUUGGUGCCGUGGAGAGACAAAGCAAGAAGAAGGGGGAAGCAACGAAUAAGUCUUACUUAGACGAGCGCGUGGAGUACAGUGAAGACAGGCUUAUGGAUGAAGAAAGCAAGGCUGUUAUGAUGGCGUGGGAAAGUCCUCUCAUGGCAGCUCAUGCCAAAGUGGUGUGUUCAGCUGGCGGUGAUAUUCUGAACGUCGGAUUUGGAAUGGGUAUAGUGGACACAGCUAUCCAAGGCUACGAAAUUACAUCGCACACGAUAAUUGAAGCUCAUCCAGACGUCUACGCUCGCAUGCUUGCUACAGGUUGGGCAGAGAAGCCAAACGUACGAAUAUUAUUCGGGCGUUGGCAAGAUGUCAUUCCUCAGCUGGGCACAUAUGACGGUAUCUUUUUUGACACAUAUGGGGAGUAUUAUGAGGAUUUGAAAGAAUUCAAUGAAUAUUUACCCCAGCUACUAAAAAAGGAGGGUAGAUAUUCAUUUUUCAACGGCAUGUGUGCAGAUAACGGCUUUUUCCAUUUAGUCUAUUGUGAACUCGUUAGGUUAGAACUAGGAAGUCUUGGUAUCACCACUGACUAUAUUCAGUUACCCGUAAAAGAUUGUAUGGAUGAGGAAACGUGGAAAGGCAUCCAACAUAAGUAUUGGCAAUUAGAUACAUAUUCUUUGCCCGUUUGUCAGUUUUCAGAGGAUGAAUCCGAAGAGGAGAAUCAGUAAUGCUGCACUGUAUUACAUAUUUUAUAUCAAAAUCUGAAUUCAGAUUCAGUUUGUUUUGG
Molecule: messenger RNA, 1497 nt
Organism: Marchantia polymorpha subsp. ruderalis
Lineage: Eukaryota; Viridiplantae; Streptophyta; Marchantiopsida; Marchantiales; Marchantiaceae
Source: the annotation of a GenBank genome assembly